UGCUUCGCAUCUCUAUUCCAAUAUGGCGGUCGAAAAUUUCCGAGAGUGUUGUGUUUUGUUUCCACGCCGUAGCGGUUGGAAGUGUUUUUGAGCGGGUUAUUCGAUGCUAAAGUUAACGAAUUUUGUGUGAAAAGUUAGUUGAAGUGUUGGACAACAAACUGUACUAACAGUUGAAAAGUUUAUGUUAGAAACUGUUACUGAAAACACGUUUUACCGCAAACGCGUCUGUUUUUGCUGUGCGUUGCUUAUAGAAGAAGAAGCUUGGCAUAAUUUUCUCAUGCAAAAUUUCAUUUGGUUGAAGCUGGUGGGAAUAUCCGCUGAUAAACGUGCCGUUGAGUAUUAAGGAAUGGACUGUUACAAUAUGAUGAACAAUUCGUAUGGCAAUAUCGUAUACAGUGUUCAAACAGGUGAAAUUACGGAACAGCAGCACCCCAAUCAGGAGCAUUACGUUCACGAUCCCAACCAUAUCUACGAGGAAGGUACAACCCAGCUUUCAGUUGAGGCAUUGAAAGAAAAUCAUUUUGAAGAGCAAGGCAGUAUUGCACAAGAAAACGAAGAUCUUGAGUCAGAAGCAUAUCAGGAACAAGUGCAGGAAGUAAAUCCGAUCGAAAUGGAUCAACUAGACACCGAUAAAAAUCACGAUGAAGGAGUGGAAGAGCUUAAGGAAAACCAUCAAUCGGAGGAGGUGCCCUCUGCAGCAGAUGAUGCGAAUGAAACCCCGGCAAACGAUGAAUCUAAGGCAGAAGAAGAGGAAGAGGAGAUGAAAGAGGAGCGAUUAGAAGAAGAUAACGAAGCCGAGGCAGAUAACGAUCAGCAGGAAGAAAAUUCUACCAAAAAUAAGAAAGAAGAUAAAGUUAAAGAAGAAGAAAAAGAUAAACCAAAAGUUCGUCGUAAAGACGGCGAACCAGCAGAUUUAGAGAUUUGCCGGGUAUGUACUUCCAAGGAAGAGUUAUCCAACAUAUUUGAUUUCGAAUCUUCAAUUAGAAUUUGUGACAUAAUUAUGAAAAUUUGUCCGACUGUGCGGAUAACAGAGAGAGAUCAUUUACCGCAUAAAAUAUGUCAGAAAUGUGUUGAAAAAGUAAGGAUUGCUUCUGAGUUUAAAACCACUUGCGAAAACACCGAUAAAGAACUUCGAAAAACGUUGAAACGCGCUUACAAUAAAAGCAGGAGAACUACGGAUUUCGUAAUUGUAAACUGCCCCAUGUCCGACGACGAAGAUAAUGACGAUGAGCCGCAGGAUGAUGAUGAAUACAAAGUUUCGCAAUCGGAGGUAGAGUCGGAACCAGUCACAUCUGAUGACAGCUUCGAGCCAGCAAACAAAAAGAGAAGAACACCAAAACGACGAGGCCGUAAGCCAAAAUCAGAAUCUUCAACUCCGGCUCCAACUGGCGUCAAACGAAAACGAGGUCGACAGCCAGGUUUUAAACUAUCAAUUUCUCCCUCUGCCUCGGCAGUAACUCCCCGUCGCGGUCCGGGUCGUCCACCAAAAUCGGCCUCUAAAACGAAAUCACCAGGACUAGCUAAUGUCGUGUACAUUGAAGCACCGGAUGCAAGUUCAUCGGAUAGUGAUGACGAUAAACCAAUAAGACAACGCAAGACUCAUGAUUGUACUAAGUGCGAUGAAACCUUCGCAACUGGUGUCGAAUUGAAGGAGCAUCUUCAGACCCACAAAGGAGACUUGUUCCCUUGUACCAAGUGUGAGAAAACUUUCAAAUCUAAGGUAUACCUGUCCAACCACCUGGAACGUCACGAUCAGGACGAUAAAAAACGGGCGGAGAAGAUGAAAGCCAAGGAGCUGAAAAAGCAACAACAGCGACAAAAAGAUGUUCAGAAACGUCGUGAAUAUGAUUCCAAAAAACCGAAAUUGCCAUCAUCCUCAGGUAGUGCGGAAAAGAAAAAGAAACUGGAGCAACCAUCGCCGGCCAACAGCGGGAGAGAUCUGUUCAAAUGCGUGGCGCCGCUCACUUCCACCUACUGGAGCGACAGUUUCUCGGAUUAAGACGACAGGAUGGUCGAACCGGUACGACUCCUUCGUUGAUGUGCACUGUAUAUUUGGGCAGCGACUGGCGCUAGGUUAAUGGAUGUGCACGUGGACUAGAUGUUACUUUUAUGGAGAGUGCCAUUUUGAUCGUCUACAAAGAACAGCGCAAGUUUUUUUUACUUUUCCAAAAGAAAGUGAUAUUCGCUAGACGAAAACAUUGAAAUGGAUUGGAUGAUUUGCCCCUCUGUGCGUGGCACUGCUUUAGUUUGUAAAUAGUGCUAUUUUUUCGAAACAAAACAUUUAAAAAAUAUCUUCAAUAAGGUACUUUCAACUGAAAUUAGUCCGUAAGAAUGUGCAAGGAAAGCGUAAAAUUCAAAAUAAGGACUUUGAUUCGUGCGUGAAAAUAAAUGAAAAAUAACAAUCACAUGUGUUAGGAUAAGACCAAGAUAUUCAUUCUUUCUCAGACGUUCGAACUGAUUUUAUUUCAACACGAUUGUCAGGCGUUGGAUUGGAAAAUACCCCUAGACAUUCUCAGAUUAUUUCAGACUACUAACCCCUAACAGAUAAGCAGGUAGUGCACAACUCAGAUGAUAGCUUGAAUCGUGGUACCGGUAAUACCACACUGUCGUUUUCCUUUAUCUUUAUUGAUUUGAAUGUAGGAUGAUCUGAAAAUCCAAGAUUUUAUAGUGCAAUGUCCAGUAGAGGUGCAGAUAAAAACAACUCACAUACAUUGCGGAACAUCCACGGACUAACAUAGUUUUAAAGUGAACUAUAAGCAUCUAAAUAUUAACUGUAAACGGUCGAAUUCAUCUUAUAGGCCGAAUUCAUUAAAUAAAUCUGAUGAAUAGUGAAA
Molecule: messenger RNA, 2834 nt
Organism: Wyeomyia smithii (pitcher-plant mosquito)
Lineage: Eukaryota; Metazoa; Arthropoda; Insecta; Diptera; Culicidae
Product: cilia- and flagella-associated protein 251
Exons: 2
Coding region: 347-1999 (550 amino acids)
Cellular component (GO): nucleus
Molecular function (GO): zinc ion binding
Source: RefSeq, a predicted model, not a curated record